This is a messenger RNA of Auanema sp. JU1783, 543 nucleotides long. The record is from the annotation of a GenBank genome assembly. NCBI's taxonomy places the organism in Eukaryota, Metazoa, Nematoda, Chromadorea, Rhabditida, Rhabditidae.
UUGGAUGGUUUACAUAAAGAAGAAGAAGAGCUAUUACGUAAAGGAUUGGAAAUGUCUAAUCGUCUGAAUGAAUGGUACAAAGAGCGUUUGGAGACCGUUGAGAAGAGAUCUCGCCUUCUUAACCAAGGAAUGGUGGCAUUAGAAUCUGCCGUCCAUGAGCAGAAAUUGAAUUUCUUGCGUGCUCACUUGACGGAGCUUAAUCGUCGCAUGGUAGCUUUAAUGGAAACAAGUGAUAAAGGAUUUCCAACUCAUGAAAAUCUGCAGAAAGGAAAUCUGCCACAACCUCAAGACGACCAAUUGACUUGGCUGCAUCGCCAAAAUAAAUUAUUGAAUCAGGAACUUGGUGAUAAAGUACGUCAGAUUGAAGAUUUCAAACGAGAAAAGGAGAAUGUUGAUCGUUCAUAUAGUAGAAUACAACCUAACAGACAUACACCAACACGUCCAUCAGCAUAUGUUCGACCAGCAUUUCAACAGCCAACAGUUGUAGUAGCAGCACCUCGAUCUAACCCUUCACCUAUCAAAAUCUAUGAUACGCUUAUGUGA